ACAACAUUGCGCGGUUGAGAUGAGAGAAAAACUUUAGGAGCUAGUGAUGAACCGCAUUUUGAUUUGUUUGAGUUGAAAUAUCUUUGUUACAAGUUAAGAUGGCAGGCAUGGCAGCAACUGAUGAUAGCCCAAUUUAUGAGGGAUUCCUGUGUCCAAUGUGCCUUCAAAACUUUGAUUCUGUUUAUCAACUCCAAUCUCAUGUGGAAACUGCUCAUGGUAGUGAAGAUAAGGUUGUACUAAGUAAGUUGAAAGGAUUCUUUGGGAAAGCUAAGAAUCUCAUCACCAGCAGAUCAGAGGAACAGUUCAAUGAUGUCUCCAGAAAUGAGCAAGGAGAAGGAUCUCCCAAGAAACAGCAACUGCUUGGCUCGGACCCUUUUACUUGGGAUAAUCCAGAGCUAGGAGCAUCUAGAAGUCAUUUUGAGUCUCUGAGGAGGAUACGCAGUGAUAGGAUAGAUAGAACAGUUGUUGAAAUCAACAAGCUUGUCAUCAGACUUGAGAAGCUUAUCAGAUAUGGACCAUCUUGGAGUGAUCAAGCCAAAAGAAAAGUAUAUGAAAAGACCAUUGUGCCUUGGGCAGAAGACUCUGAUGUAAGGUUCUGCCCAUCUUGUGGUGAUAAGUUCUCUUUAGCUGUAAGGCGUCAUCAUUGUCGUCUGUGUGGUAGCAUUAUGUGCAACAAGUGCUCCAACUUUGUUGGUAUCCCUUUCUGUGAGCAAGUGCUAGAAGCUGAAACCAAAGGAAGCACAUCUUCUAAACAAGCUGAUGUUGAAUCAUCACCAAGUAAGAAGGGUGAUGUAGUCACACUCAGAGUUUGUGAACAUUGUACAAUCAUUAUGGAGAAGAGGUUGAAGAUGGUCAGAGAAAGAAAUUCCAAACCAGUUAUUGUACAGUUAUACCAGAAAAUGGUUGAAGUCAGAGAGCAGAUUUUAAAACAACUUCCAAUUUAUGAGAAAAUUGCUAUAUCCAUUUUAAAUGGUGAAGAGGAAUUUACUUAUGAUAGAGCAGAAAGAGAAAGAACAGUGCUUCUGAAAUAUUUUGAUGCUCUAGAUCUGUUAAGCAAGAAGAUAUACUCUCUUGGUUCAGGGACAGAAAAGACAUUGUCUUCUGCUCAGAUGAAACUCAGGAGAAACAUCCGUACUGAGGUUGUUCGCUUUCUGCAAGACCACAUGCUGGGGCUUCAACCUUUACCAUCUGAAGAAGAAGUUAUCAAGCUCAGAGCAGAACGCAAAGCAGCCAUUGCUAAGAGACUUGAGGAAGAACGCCAAGCAAGAGCCAAGAGGAUGCAAGAAGAAGCUCUUGCGUUAGAGAGGUCAGCUCAACAGAGGGCGCAACAACAAGCAGAAUCAAAACUCUUUGACAGCCCUAAGAGAGGUCAUGAACGAAAGUCCAGCUGGGGUCUGCUGAACAAAUUAAAAGAGCAGGCACACGAGGUUGGUGCUGGAAUGAUGGUAGGGCUGACAUCCAGUGGAAGUGAAGGGAAAUUGAAUAAUCCACCAUCAGGUUGGAAACCAAGUGCAGUUAGUCAGGAUACUGUCCAGGCUUUGUCUGAUGAUCCUUUGAUCCAACAAAUGAACAUUAUCAGUAGUUACCUAAAUCAAGCUCAAGAAGCUGGUCGAUGGGAUGAAGUGAACAUGUUAGAGGCAAACCUUAAAGAUCUUCAGUUAGCAUACAGACAGGAACAAUCCAAAAGAGGGGGAGUGGGAGGUUAUCAGGGUUUAUGAUACACCUUAUUACAUUACCAAUCUAUAACCUGUGUUGGACCAUGAACAGUAGGUGCAAUAUGUUUGUACUUAAGUAAGAAGUUUUCUCCUGAACAAGGCAAUUACUGGUUCAAAAUCAAGUCCUCCCAUGAAUGCCCUAUGACUUGCAUUUCAUGUCUGUUUGCCUUGUAUCAGCGUUAAUGAUAUUUACCUAGAUUAACUUUAGAUUAUUUAUAAUCAGAGAGUUGCUUUUAUAUAAUAAAUUCUCCAUUGUUCUGGAGUAUAUAACAAAUUUUCAGAUGCAUCAGUGAUAAUCAACUAUUUGUGAAUGUUGCAUACAGUAACCCAGGUGUAUGUAUAGUUAAACUUACCUUGGGAGAUUUCAAGUAUUGUAUUGAAAUCUAGUAUUGGUGUUGUGGCAACACCAUUGACAAGAGAUAGGUCAUAGGUUGGUGUUGGGAUUGACCUCAAUAAAUAAGACGUAUUUCCGGCAGUUCAUAUUGAGUGCUGGUGUUGAAUGUUGUUUGCUGAAUUGAGCAUUACAGCUAGUGUUGAAAAAUCUGCAUGUAAUUUCCCCCAUUUACCAGCGCCAACCUGUAGGAUUCUGGGAAAUUGUGACUUCAAGUUCAGUGUUGGUGUUGGUGAUCUUAAGCUUACAAAUUAGCUAGAUGAGUACAAAUUGUCAGAGUUUUAUACAUUUAAGUCUUAAAAUCAGAGAGAAGUUGCAGUAAAAUCUUAUCGUACAGAUGCAAAGUCAUAAAUCACAUUAUGAAGCCAAAAAUUAAAAUGAUUUUAAUGAGCAAUAACACUAAGUUUUGGAUUAUUGAUGUGAUUUAAGACUUUGCAUUCUGUAUGAUAUUAUUUUACUGCAAUUUCUCUCUGAUUUCAGUUUCAUCAUAGAGAUUUUUAAGGUGAUGUUAAGAUGAUCAAGAGAGGCAUGAUGUCAUGAUGUCAUGGAUAAUGCGAUCGAUAUCCUGCUGAACCAUGCUCUGUUAGAGCUUGGAUCGGCAGCCUUUUUCACGCUCUCAAAACCAACACCAAUACCAAAUUUGAAAUCACCCAUGGUGUUGCCAGUGAAGGCAAUGAUUUUUCAUUUUAUUUGAUUUAAUUCUGCUUUAGCCUCCUUAUAUCUGCCAAAUGAAAAUAUUGUUGUGCUGCCAGUAAGUAAGAAGCUGUGAUUUAUCUUCCAUUGUUUUUGUAUUUGCAUAUUCCUGUUUGUUGAAAUUUUUAUGUUCCAGAUUAUGAUUACUGUCACUUGUAAUGUACAUAGCCAGAAACAAAGCAUAGGUAAAGACAUUGACAAUGUUAUUAAUCUGUGUGAAAUUGGAAUCCAUUUUACAUGAAUGAUCUUCCCACAAUUGGGAAUAUUGAGCUAUUCUCCAUUUAGUUGUGAGUAAAUUGGGAUUUGAAAUGUGCCUUGAAAGAAUAUUCAAACAGUAUGAUUUGUAUUUUUGUUGUCAUAUGGUUUUUAUGUACUUACAUAUAGCUGAACAUGUUACAAUGAAUAAUAAUAGUGGUCUUUGCUGAUAACUCAAAGCAUUUCUUGCAGCCAAAGGCUGAAUUACAAAUGCUUUUAUAUUGUUUCACAUAAAAAACUGAUUAAAGUAAAUACACACAAAAGGGUUAAAUCAGUACACGAUAAAGGUAUAAUAUUUCAUAAUCUUUCAUGCAUACUUACUGUGGGAUUUAAAAUUAGCAUAAUCUUCUUAUAUUUCAGUUUUAUAGCAAAGGAUCAUGUGAUAUCUAUAUUUUAUAUCAUGAUUAAAGGAAUGUACUGCAUGAACAGAUAUUGUCGUCUUUCUUCAUCGCAUAUCAUGCAAAGCAAUCCCCUUUUUUCAUUUUACAUUUGUAAUUGUGUGUGGUUAUACCUAUUAUUAUAAAGGUUAUCAGCUGCCUUAAGAUAACCUUUUUUAUGUUUUAUCUUAACUUGAAUUUACAAUAUAAAAUAGAAAAAUUAUUUGUUAUGUUGUUUUUAUGGUGCACUCAAAAGUUUUUAAACAAUCAUGGGAUAAAUCCUAAUGCUAGCUUCUGCACUUCCCAAUCAGAUGCUUUCAAAAUCUAGUUGUGGUCUAGUGGUUAUACUCUCCUCUUUAAAUCAGGGAUGUGGGUCCAGUUCCAGCCAUGGCAUGUUUUUCUUCAGCAAGAAAUUUACCCACUUCUGCUGUGCUCAACCCAGGUGAGGUAAAUUGGUACUGGCAGGAAGUAAUUCCUCAUAAAGCCGUGAGCACCAGAAUCGGUAGACUAGCUUAACUGGGGUAAUAUAGGAGUGCCUUGAGCACCCAACAAGGUGGAUGUGUGCGCUAAACAAAUCCUAUAUAUUACCGGUAUCUUUAUUAUUAUAAUAAUCAUGAUUAGAUUGUAAUGUGUGUCAUUGUAUUUCUAUGUAGAUAAUUUUAAAUGAGAAUAAUUUCGUUAUAAGUGGAGCAGUUUUGUAAAUGUUAACCUUGAGAGUUCUGUUGAAUGUGAUGUUUUGUAGUAAAGUUGAGUGUGGCGAUAUACUGUCAGUAGUACUUAAUUUCAUUGCAAUAGAUUGAAAGAGAAUAGUCAUACUUAAGGCAAUUCACCCCCCCCCCCUUCCCCA
Messenger RNA from Lytechinus variegatus (green sea urchin), 4278 nucleotides. It is a transcript of the gene rbsn, whose product is annotated as rabenosyn-5-like. Bases 99 to 1718 code for a protein of 539 amino acids. The record is from RefSeq and is a predicted model, not a curated record. Gene Ontology annotation, molecular function: metal ion binding. NCBI's taxonomy places the organism in Eukaryota, Metazoa, Echinodermata, Echinoidea, Temnopleuroida, Toxopneustidae. The transcript is spliced from 9 exons.